AAUCUGGUUAAUGUAAAACAUGUGUUGUUUUGGAUAAAAUUGGCAAACAACGGGGAAAUUAAAGGGUUGAUGCACAGUCGUCGGCCGAAGACAGCCGAGGAUUCUCGGGGUAGCGUUCACUGCGGUGACGCUGCGCCACUUUAACUGGGCCCUGUCUGAUACUUAGCCGUCCAGCUAACACAGGGGAGAAGGCGAUGAACCACGUAAAUUUACGGAACACAUCAGGGAUGGAGUCACAGAACCUCGUGGACGAUCUGUCGCCAAAGAAGAACACAGUUCUCAAGCUUAGUAAUGGUCCUGUUGUGGGGUCCCGCAAGCGUCCGUCAGAAGGGAACUAUGAGAAGGAGAAGGAACACUGCAUCGCCCUGUUUGACCAGUGGUCGGAGGCCGACCAGGUGGAGUUUGUCGAGCGCCUGAUCUCCCGUAUGUGCCACUACCAGCAUGGCCACAUCAACUCCUACCUCAAACCCAUGCUGCAGAGGGACUUCAUCACUGCGCUGCCAGCCCAAGGCUUGGAUCACAUAGCGGAGAACAUCCUGUCUUUCCUGGAUGCACGGUCGCUAUGCUCGGCAGAGCUAGUGUGUAAGGAGUGGCAGAGGGUCAUCUCUGAGGGUAUGCUGUGGAAGAAGCUCAUCGAACGAAUGGUCCGCACCGACCCGCUCUGGAAAGGGCUGUCUGAGCGACACCAGUGGGAGAAAUAUCUGUUCAAGAACCGUACAUCAGAAGUCCCACCCAACUCCUACUAUCACUCCCUUUAUCCCAAGAUCAUCCAAGACAUAGAGACUAUCGAGGCUAAUUGGCGAUGUGGCAGACACAACUUGCAGAGGAUUCAGUGUCGCUCAGAAAAUAGUAAAGGCGUUUACUGUCUCCAGUACGACGAUGACAAGAUCAUCAGUGGCCUUAGGGACAAUUCCAUUAAGAUCUGGGAUAAGCAGUCUCUGGAGUGUCUGAAGAUACUGACCGGUCACACAGGCUCAGUGUUGUGUCUGCAGUACGAUGAGAGGGUCAUCGUCACCGGCUCUUCUGACUCAACUGUCAGGGUGUGGGAGGUGACGACGGGCGAGGUACUGAACACACUGAUCCACCACAAUGAGGCAGUUCUUCACCUGCGCUUCGCCAACGGCUUGAUGGUCACCUGCUCCAAGGACCGUUCAAUUGCCGUCUGGGACAUGGCCUCCCCGACUGACAUCAGCCUACGUCGCGUCCUCGUGGGACACCGGGCUGCUGUAAACGUGGUAGACUUUGACGACAAAUACAUCGUGUCCGCCUCAGGGGACCGCACCAUCAAGGUAUGGAGCACUAGCACCUGUGAGUUUGUGCGCACUCUAAAUGGUCAUAAACGGGGCAUUGCCUGUCUACAGUACAGAGAUCGUCUGGUGGUCAGCGGCUCGUCUGACAACACAAUCCGGUUAUGGGACAUAGAGUGUGGGGCAUGUUUGCGAGUGCUUGAAGGUCACGAGGAGCUGGUGCGCUGCAUUCGCUUUGACAACAAAAGGAUUGUCAGUGGCGCCUACGACGGUAAAAUCAAGGUGUGGGACCUGCAGGCAGCCCUGGACCCACGAGCCCCCGCCAGCACAUUAUGUCUGCGCACUCUAGUGGAGCACUCUGGCCGCGUGUUCCGCCUCCAGUUUGAUGAGUUUCAGAUCAUCAGCAGUUCUCACGACGACACCAUUCUGAUUUGGGACUUCCUGAACGUCUCGACCAAUGGCCAGUCAGAGGGACGGUCUCCCUCCCGCACCUACACUUACAUUUCUAGAUAGCAGGUGGCGCCAUCCACCGCACCUUUUCUCGGAGGAGCCCAGGGCUGAUGGGCUGAUGGGUGCACCCAUCACGGAAACAAGCCCAUCUCUUCUCCUUCCUCCUCGUCAUCUCUCUGUCCACCUCCCACCCCGCCCCCGCCACCUCCACCUCCACCUCCCUGCCUGUUCUGACAGACUCUUGAGCUUGUGCCCAUUGCCUGCCAGUACCGUGACAUGCACCCACAGACACGCGCACACACAGGUCUACACUGAUGAGGAUUCCCUACUACAGAACCAAUGCAACUUUCCCAAGAAGUUCACCUUCUACUUCUAAUUUAUGUUUUGUGAAGUACUCUAAUGACAGUAUUAACUUAGACAUUAUGUAAGUCACAAGCUCCCUUUUGUCCCCCUGAUGCAAACUUAAAGCAGCUUCUGCUCCUCAGUUUUCAAUCCCUGCCAAAACAGGUUUCCACAGAUAUGGAAUCGCUUAUAGAUAUAUAUUUAUAUAUAUUACACACACACACACACACACACACACACACACACACACACAUACAUACACAGUGGCACAGUUGGACAGAGGAUGACCGGAGCUGUGAUGCGGGAGGCAGAGACUCUUUACUCAGCUCCAGGAAAGGAGGGAAGGACUGGAGAUGGAGGGAGUGAACGAGGGAGAACUGUGUCGGGGGUGACUCCCCCCCUCACUCUCUCUCACUCCUCCCAGUCUCUCUCCGCCACCCCUCGCCCCCCCUCCCCUCUAACCCCGAGAGAUGCACACUCGCUUGGAAUAUGGGGGCACGCACACACUCAAGUUUGCGUGAGUGUGUUUGUGUAUGUGGACUUGUGAAACGGCAGAACAGAGCAGAAGCGUCAAACAGACAGACAUGCAUGUGAGGUUGCCUUGGAUACAGCAUCCCGGUACACCUCUGCUUUUUUUUUCUCUUUAACUCUUACUUUCUUACUGUUUUUUAUUACUGUUAUUUUCUCAUUUUAUUUGAGUAUUUUGGUUCUUAGUACAAAAAUCAUACUAAGCGUAGUCCUCUUUCUCUUUCCCCCUCUCUCUCUCUCUCACUGUCUUUUUCCUCAUUCUUUCUUCUAACUUCGACCCUUGUUCAUCUGUCCCUUUCACUCCAUCUUUCUCUCCCCAUCAUCUACGUGCUUGCUUUGGUUAUGAGAGAAGCUGGAACUCAAGAGCUCAAAUUUAGCUGUAAACGGAGUUGUCUUGUCAAAAAUUGUGUUGUAUAUUAAAAAUGAUUUUUUAAAGAAGAAAAUGACCUUAUUGUGAAUAAAGUACUUGACAGUGGUGGAGUGUUGAGCCAACUGUAACAUGAAUGAGUGUCUAAUUGUCUGUCUGUUCUUGUCUGUGUGUGUAUGUGUGGGUGGAUUUGUGCCAUGCUGCCUCUAUCUGACAUGUAGAUUCUACACUCGGUACUUUCAGUCUGUUCCUUUCAUACUUCAGACAGGCAGCAGGGAACCUGUGGCAGUCUGUCCUACAAACAACUAAGAAUUAAGAUAUUUUUAAUUUUAUGAGGCAUUCCUGAUUGUUCACAGAAAACACAGAUUUUUAUUUUUCAAGCAAUUUUAACUUGAUCUGAUACCAGAUUUCUCUGAACACUGCAGCAUUUUAUUGUCCUCCUGAGUGUGGAAAACUUCUGCUGAUGAAGACAUGAUUGAAAGCGUGGUGAAAAUAAUGUUAGUGACCUGUGAUGAUUUUGUUUUUUGCUCAAACUAGUUCAAGACUUCACACUGCUCUUAAAACUGUGUGCCUACA
Molecule: messenger RNA, 3510 nt
Organism: Chelmon rostratus (copperband butterflyfish)
Lineage: Eukaryota; Metazoa; Chordata; Actinopteri; Chaetodontiformes; Chaetodontidae
Gene: fbxw11a
Product: F-box and WD repeat domain containing 11a
Exons: 13
Coding region: 195-1760 (521 amino acids)
Molecular function (GO): protein dimerization activity
Source: RefSeq, a predicted model, not a curated record